AUGGCUGGCCAACUAGGGAAUAUCCCACGGGAUAUAGUUAACGGCGAGAAUGUGCAAAAGCCGUCGGAAAAUGAUGUCCCAGUCAGCGAGCAGGACCUCAGUCGCAUCUGGCAAUGGAAUGCUAUCGUGCCAGAGCGUGUCGAUGCCUGCGUUCACGACUUGAUAUCUCAGUCAGUACAUCGGCAGCCGGAAGCUCCAGCCGUCUGCGCUUGGGAUGGCAGCCUCACCUAUAGAGAGCUGGAUGACCUUUCAAGUCAAUUGGCCUAUCGCCUUGUUGGCCUCGGAGUUGGACCUAAUAUGUUCGUGCCGCUGUGCUUCGAGAAGUCGAUGUGGACCACCGUGGCUAUGCUCGCGGUGAUGAAGGCCGGCGGCGCAGCUGUAGGAAUAGACAUCACUCAGCCCGAGGAACGCUUACGCACAAUCGUGAGCCAGGCCAACCCACAUGUGAUAUUAGCAUCAGAGACGCACCGGAUCCUCGCUCAAAGGCUGGCUAAAUGCACUGUGGUUGUCGUUAGCGAGGGGCAUCUGAAGCAAUCACAUCCAUCCCCCGUUCUCGAGCUUCCGAAAAUUUGCCCAUCUAGUGCAUUGUAUCUCGUGUAUACCUCCGGAAGCACAGGCACCCCCAAAGGAGUCAUUGUCACACACAGUAACUUUAGUAGUGCCAUUAGGCAUCAGAGAGACGCGCUUGGGUUUACCGCUGACUCUAGAGUCUUUGAUUUUGCCUCUUAUGCUUUUGAUAUGGCAUGGUAUAAUUUCAUCUACACACUAUCGGUAGGGGGCUGCUUGUGUGUGGCAUCAGAAGAUGAAAGGAAGAAUGACGUUGCUGGCUGUAUUGAACGAUAUCGAGUAUCAUAUGCCUUUUUUACCCCAACGCUGGCACGUGUUCUGGGAAGAAAAGUCCUCUCGAGGCUCUCGGUGCUUGUCUUCGCUGGCGAACCCGUGCUACCAUCAGAUACCACGCUUUGCGGACCCAAAGGGCGCACCAUAAUCUCGUACGGACCUGCAGAGUGCACGCCAGGUUCAACAGUUGCUGAGAUUGCGACGAUACCAGCAGGACCUGUUAUUGGAGAAGGAUACGGCGUGGUGACUUGGGUUGUCGAUCUAGUUCGUCCAGACAGAUUGGUUCCUAUUGGCGAAGUCGGUGAGCUGUGGCUGGAAGGGCCUCUGCUCGGUGAUGGAUAUCUGGAUGAUCCAGAGAGAACGACAAUGGCAUUUACAACAGAUGCCCCCUGGCUCACGGAGGGCGGACCAGUCUGUAGUGGAAGACGAGGCCGUCUCUACAAGACGGGUGACCUGGUGCGGUACCAGACAGAUGGCUCAUUGGCCUUUGUUGGGCGUAAGGAUACACAAGUGAAGAUUCGGGGCCAGCGUGUGGAACUUGGCGAGGUGGAACAUCACGUCCAGGAACUUCUGAGACGGAGCGAGAGCGACGGAAAUGUUGACAAAACCACCCUGACGCGGGCAGUCGCCGAGGUCAUUGUUCCCAAAGGCAGUAAUACUCCCACACUAGUCACAUUUAUUUGCCUUGAUACUGGUUUUCCUGAUGAGGAGUCUCGGAAUCAGACCAUCCAGAAAAUGACCGCUGGCAUAGACAAACACCUGGCCAGCAAGAUUCCAAUGUACAUGAUCCCGACGUCAUACAUCCCAAUUGACGCCCUUCCAAUGACAGCAACUGGGAAGACAGACCGCCGUAAACUACGAGAGAUCGGCAGCCUGUUAACCCAGAGGCAACUAGACAGUUUGGGCCAGUCCAGUCACCCUUCACGGCCUGUCAGUACCGACAUGGAGAAGAGCCUACAGACUCUUUGGGCGAUGGUUCUAGAUAUCGAAGCAACCAGCAUCAGCGCCGACGAUAGCUUCCUCCGGCUUGGCGGCGAUUCGGUUCGGGCAAUGCAACUUGUUGGCGUUGCACGGGAGCAUGGCCUAUCCUUCUCCGUUGCGGAUUUAUUCAAUCACCCCAGACUCGAGUCACUGGCCAGAAUCACUGAGACAAAGACAAUAUCGCACAGCGAGACUAUCCCGGCCUUCUCUCUGUUAAAAUCACACCUAUCCGUGGAAGAUGUGCAGACGCAGGCUGCUGCGAUGUGCGGUGUGAACGCCGCCGACAUCCAAGAUAUUUUCCCUUGUACGCCGCUCCAAGAAGGGUUGAUGGCGCUGACAGGGAGACGCAAGGGCGACUAUGUUGCAUCUAUUACUCUCGAGCUGGAUGAGAUGACCGAUCCACGACGUCUGCGGAACGCUUGGGAGCAGGUUGCCACCGAAGCUCCCAUAUUACGAACGAGAAUCGUUGACAUACCUCGUCAAGGGCUCGUGCAAGUAAUACUGAAUGAGCAUGUGGAAUGGGAAACUGUGGAUGAGCUUGAGACUUACCUUGGUGAUGGCCGACGGAAGGAUAUGGGAUUGGGCACCCGUCUAAGUCGAUUCGGCGCUGCAUUUGAAGCCUCGAGCUCGAGCCCUCGGUAUAUGGUUUGGACUAUGCACCAUGCGUUGUACGAUGGGUGGUCAAUGCGGUUGAUCAUGAACGCCUUGAGAGACGCCUAUCAGAUGAAGCCGAUUCCAUCUCUUCAACCUUUCCAGACGUUUGUCAAGUAUUUAGCCGACACUGAAGAAACAGCAGCAGCAUCGUUUUGGAGAACCCAGUUUACAGGAUUAGAGGCGGCUCAGUUUCCAGCUAUACCGUUGCCAGGAUAUCACCCCCGGCCGACCAGCAAACUGACGUCUAUCAUUGAGAGUUUGGAGUGGGGGAACACUGAGAUCACUGGCUCAAAUCUCAUCCGAGCCGCGUGGUCGAUAUUGAUUUCAAACUACACCGGAUCUAGCGAUGUGAUAUUCGGGACGACCAUCGCUGGGCGUCAAAGCCCUAUUGCCGGGAUAGAGAGGAUUGCUGCUCCCACAAUUUCGACAGUGCCGCUACGAAUCGUUGCGAACCCCCUGGAGACUGUGGAUGAAAUUAUCGCCAAGCGCAUUCGCCAAGCCAGUGCCGAUGCCCAGGAGGCAUGUCGUUUCCAGACGCUCAUCGUUGUACAGCCAUAUGAUGAGGACAACGAGAGCAGUACGAUUUUCCGUCCCUCAUCAUUAAGUGUGGAUUCCAAUAUUGAGUAUAACGCACUACUUUCGUAUGCGUUGGUGGUUGAGUGUCGCCUAGAAGCAAAAGGAAUGCGCGUGGACGCAAACUUUGACGAAAAUGUCAUUGAAAGUACCAGAGUCUCCUUCUUACUGCAGCAGUUCCAGUACAUCCUUCAGCAGAUAUGUGUACAGGAGAAUGGAGAGAGAAGGCUUCAAGACGUGGAGGUCACUAACAGCCAAGAUCUGGAAACGAUCUGGAAUUGGAACGACAAACCCUCAGAAAGCAUCAAUAGUUGUGCACACGACUUGUUUCUCCAGGCGGCUCGCCGUCAGCCAGAUGCAGAGGCUGUAUGUGCGUGGGAUGGCCGACUUACAUACGCCCAGCUUGAUACGUAUUCAAAUACUCUAGCCUCCCACCUCGUUAGUAUUGGAAUAGGGGCAAAUGUGAGAGUGCCGCUCUGCCUCGAAAAAUCAACAUGGACGCCUGUUGCCAUGCUGGCAGUGAUGAAAGCGGGCGGAAUAGCUGUAGGCAUGGAUAUUACGCAACCAGAAGCACGUCUCUGCACUAUUGUGAAGCAAUCUAAGGCAAAACAUAUUCUGUCCUCAGCCAGCGCCGAGACACUUGCAAAUCGCUUGGGAGACUGUCUAGUCAUCACAGUAUGCCAGGAGACCUUGAGCAGUCUUCAACGUCAACCGCAGACUCCUCUACCCUUCAUUAAACCAUCAGACGCUCUCUGCACCCUGUUUACAUCUGGCAGUACGGGAACUCCGAAAGGGACAACUCUGACCCACUCCAACUUCAGUACAGGAAUCGAACAACAGAUACGAGCUUUUGGUAUCCAGUCAUCGUCCCGAGUGUAUGACUUUGCCUCGUAUGCUUUUGAUUUCGCAUGGUCAAAUCUCCUGUUGCCUCUAUCCGUUGGAGGUACCAUCUGUAUCCCAUCUGAAGAGCAACGAAAAAAUGAAAUUGCCGAAUCUAUUAAUCAGCUUGGGGCAAACUUUGCCUUUUUCACACCAUCCGUUGCUCGGGUCCUUGACCCAAAUACUCUCCCGAAUUUGAAGACGCUCGUUGUCGGUGGAGAGGCAGUGCAGAGGAAUGAUUUCUACGACUGGCCGAGCAGAAUCAAGCUGCUCAAUAUCUACGGACCGUCCGAGUGCACAGUAAUGGCAACAUACACGGAUAUACGUCCGGGGCAGGAGAAUGAUGGCACCAUCGGCAAAGGAGCAGGCAGCACGACGUGGGUGGUACAGCCGUCUGGUCAAAACCUAUCGCCAAUCGGUGCUGUGGGAGAGCUGUACCUCGAAGGCCCCCUGGUCGGCAUUGGGUAUCUUGAUGAUGCGGAAAGGACAGCAAGUAGCUUUCUUGAGAACCCUGUUUGGCUUUGCCGUGGAGGACCGGGUCAUAUAGGGCGGCGUGCCCGAGUAUACCGCACGGGAGACUUGGUUCGGUAUAACCCUGAUGGCUCGUUAGUGUUUGUUGGGAGGAGAGAUACGCAAGUGAAGCUCCGUGGACAAAGAAUCGAGCUCCAGGAGGUUGAGCACCACGUACAGAGCUUGCUGAACACCGAUAACAAGAACGGCACCCAGAUCGUGGCCGAAGUUAUCGAACCGGAGGGAAGCGGAAACCCAACACUUGUCGCCUUUGUCCACACGACGAUGAACCACAGCCAUCUCGAAGCAGCCGACAAGGAGGCUCACAGAAAUGCUGUGCGGAAAAUGACAGAUGGGAUCGAAGAUCGCCUGGGGGAAAAUGUUCCCGUCUAUAUGAUCCCAACAGCUUUUAUCUCGCUACAGAGCUUGCCUAUGACAGCUAGUGGUAAGACUGACCGACGACGUCUACGAGAGUUGGGCGCCUCGAUGUAUUCGGCUCAUCGUGUUCAAAGAACUGAGAAUGGAUAUCACCCGCCCUCGACCGAGUUGGAGAAUGUCCUUCAAAGAAUAUGGUCCGAGGUCCUGAAUAUACCGCUAGAAAGCAUAGGUAUUGACACAGCAUUUACACGGCUCGGCGGUGAUUCUAUCUCUUCGAUGCAAGUCGUUUCGCGCUGCCGAGCCAAGAACAUAUCUCUUACGACCAGCGAUAUUCUUGGAUCAAAGACUAUCGAAAAGCUCGCUCUGUGUUGCAAAGAGGUAAAGCGCAAAUCAGUUAUGGCUGAUGAAUCUACCGAAGAGACACUAUGGCAUCUCUCGCCCAUCCAGCAAAUGUUCUUUGACUUUCACCCUCAGGGUCUCGGCCACUUCAAUCAAAGUUUUAUGCUGAAGCUCAAAGCUCCUGUAUCUGUAGACGUGCUCUUUGUAGCUCUACAGGCAACCGUGAGUCGCCAUCCAAUGCUACGCGCCAGAUUUUGGCCAGACUCAAGCGGGUGCUGGCAGCAGCUUGUUGUCAAAGACUCGCAACAUGCCUUUGCGUUUGAGAGGCAUGUGGCUUGCCAACGUAGCGAGGUCCAGGCCCUUGCGAAGGCUCGACAAGAGUCAUUGAGUAUACUUAGCGGACCUGUAUUUGCGGCCGAUGUGUUUUCCAUCCCUGGAGAGCAGCAGAGUCUACUAUUAACGGCACAUCAUCUGAUAAUUGACUUGAUGUCGUGGCGGAUUAUUUGGCACGAUAUCGAGCAGCAUAUACGAGCCGGCGAAGGAAGCACACUUGCCCCAGAACCAAUUUCAUUCCAAACGUGGUCUAAAGUGCAGAGACAUACAAGUCGAAGCCUCCAACCAGAGCAGGUUCUCCCAUCUCGCGUUACCGCUCCCGAUUUCAAGUUUUGGGGCGUUAAGCUGGGAGAAAAUGAUAGUUCACAAUGCUGCAGCUAUGUCGAGAGUCUGGAUGAGAAAACGACUGAUUUGUUGCUUGGGCGAAGCAACGACUGCUAUCGAACCGAGCCGGUGGAUAUUCUGCUAGCAGCUUUAACGUAUUCGUUUCAGCAGGUAUUUACUGACCGUCGUCCUCCUCCUGUCUUCUUAGAAGGCCACGGUAGAGAACCACCCGAAGACUUGCAUAUCGAUCUGUCAGAAACAGUGGGAUGGUUUACAUCAAUACACCCUGUUGAUGCCCCCAUUGCGGCGGACGAGUCAAUUCUUGCGGCUAUCAAGUCUGUCAAGGACUAUCGGCGGCGAAUCCCUGGCAAAGGUCAGCCAUACUUUGCAUAUCGCUACCACACCGAGAAUGGCCAACGGGCCUUUGAUUUCCACAGAGAAAUGGAGGUUAUACUCAAUUACACUGGAAGAUUUCAGCAACUGGAGAGUCAUAACGGCCUCUUCCAGCCAGAAGAUAGGCUGGAUCUGGUAUCUGCUAUAGAAGAGGUAUCUCCAAAGGCGCAGCGCUUCUCUCUGGUAGAGGUCAGUGCAGAUAUAAUGCAAGGCAGGCUGGCUCUUUCGUUCUACAUCAACAAGCGCAUGAAUCAUCAAGGCAGACUUGAAGAUUGGGCCAAACUAACUCAGCAUAAUAUUAACCUCGCCGUUCACCAAUUGGCCAACACUGAGCCUACAUUCACUUUGAGCGACUUCAGUCUCCUGCCUACUACGAAUCUUGACCUUGAAAGACUGCUAAGAGAGCGCUUGUUGCCGAUUGGCGUCAAGUCUUCUGACAUCCUCGACAUUUAUCCCUGUACUCCUGUGCAGGAGGGCAUUUUACUAAGCAAAGAAAAGGGGGCGGCUUCAUAUGCCAACUUUUGGGUUUGGAAUUGCAUUCCUUCUUUUGACGAAGACUCUGUUUCACCCGAUCGCCUGGAAGAAGCUUGGAGAUUAGUCGCCCGCCAACACUCGAUACUAUCAACCAUCUUCACUGAGCAGCUUGAUGGUGGUGGAUUCGUCCAAGUACUUCUCAGUAACCCGCAGUGCCGAGUUGUGCGCAUGAAUACAUUGUCAACACCACCUACGGACGCCUUACUGGAGGUUGAAACCCCAGUGUUCGCAGCUGGACAGCCGAGUUAUGCCUUUACUAUUGCCUGGAACUCAGAUGGCCAUGUUGCUUGCAGAUUGGACAUCAGCCACCUUCUAAUUGACGCAUCUUCGCUGCACGUUCUACUAAGGAGCCUAGCUAAGUCUUAUCAAGGACAAACGAUAGAGCGGGCUCCCCAGUUUAGAAACUUGGUGGCACACCUGGGGCACCAGACAAGGCAAGAGAAACUGUCGUUCUGGACUAACUGCUUAUUCCAAGCCCGGCCAUGUAGGCUUAUAACUGCGCCAGCAUAUGGAUCCUUGGUCAACACAGACCGCAGUUCACACGGAAUGAUUACAAUUCCAACAGAAAAAGCUGCGGGAAUCGAUCUUUUCUGCAGGUCGAAGGGUAUAACGCGUUCGGUUUUCCUGCAAGUGGCUUGGUCACUCGUUCUCUCUCGGUAUACUGGAAUGAGUGAUAUCAUUUUCGGAUAUAUGGCUUCAGGUCGUGAUGCACCGAUCCGAGAUAUCGAAAGCAUGAUCGGACCGUUGAUUAAUCUACUCAUUAGCCGUAUUGACCUCAACCAGAGUCUAGACAAUAUUCUAGUAAAGACUUCCGAGAAUUCCAUCGAGCAGCUUAGAUUUCAACACUCGUCUUUGGCGGAUAUCCAACACGCAUUAAGCAUGGGCUCUGAGCAGCUAUUCAACACUGCUCUCACGGUGCGGGAGCAGUUUCGUUAUGAGAGCACAAGAGAGAUCAGAUUUGACGAAGUAUACGGCCAUGAUCCGCACGAGUUUGACGUUAUCCUGGAGGCUGUGCUGAACGGCAGUGAUACGAACAUAAGUAUCAUCUAUUCGGAGGCAUCCAUAGGAUCUGUUGCCGCGUACGAAUUAGCAACGACUGCGACAUUAGCAAUCGACUUCAUCCUUAGCAAUGGCGAAAACUCUCUGAAUAGUAAACGGCUUGAUACCUCGGAGUAUUACCCAACUUUGAACGGCACGAACGGUGAACAUAAUAACAAUUCAGAGGGCGAGCUAGAAGGACUCCAAAGGAGGUUUUUUAAGCACGUCACUGGUACUAGUGACGAAGAAGCGAAAAAUUACUGGCGACAGCAAUUUUCAGACCUUCAAGGACAAAUGUUCCCCUCUCCAUCUCCCCAAUCAUUAUCACGCCCUUACAGUGUAGGUAAUCACAUACACAGCAUUGAAGGCUUGCCUCGCCAUGAAUCACCAAUGAGUGUACUCAUAGAGAUGUCAUGGGCAAUCUUGGCGGCAAAACGGACUGGCUCAAGGGACGUGAUAUUCGGAACAGCGGAACAGGGCAUGACCUCCAUUAACGGUUUAGCUUCGACAGUCCCAGUACGAGUGGUUUUAGACUGGACGGACACCUUGGAAGAGACAGUUAAUAAGAUGCGACAACAGGCGGAGCAGAGGAAUGCGUUUAAGAAGGUUGGGCUCGAGUGUGUUCGAAAAGCUAGUCCAAACGCUGAGGAGGCCUGUCGCUUUCAAACGCUGCUCGUAAUGCAGUCGAAUGGUAAAGAUGGUCAAUCUUCUGAAGACGCCCACCAGGAUUCUGACCACGAGGAGACUAUCAGCUGUCCUCUGGAAAUAAGAUUUGCAAUGCAAACUCAGAGCAUGGUUCUGAAUUUACGGUUCGACUCAAAGGUUGUUGACGAAGCUCAAGUAUCCCGAAUCGCAUUUCAAUUCGAGCACAUCCUAAGACAAGCAUGUGACCAGACCGGCCGUGCCAUGGCGAGGACUCUACAAGAUAUCAGCACACUCAGCAAUCAAGAUGUCGCCGACAUCUUGCGCUGGAACAUGACGAUCCCCGAGGCCGACGAUACAUGUAUCCACGACUUGAUCUCUAGGACAGCGACCCGCCAACCACAUGCUGCCGCGAUUUGUGCAUGGGACGGAGACUUGACCUAUGCGCAGCUGGACUCGCUCUCCACGCGAUUGGCUGAGCAUUUGAUCACUGUAGGAGUAACUGAGGGCUCGAUAGUCCCACUCUGCUUUGAAAAGUCAAUGUACACUCCUCUGGCUAUGCUGGUAGUAAUGAAGGCCGGCGGCGCAUCACUGGCGAUGGAUGUGUCGCAACCAAAAGAACGCCUCUGCAGUAUUGUUGAGCAAGUUAACCCUGCCAUCAUCCUUUCAUCGGUUGCUGGCGAGGAGCUAGCCAAGUCUUUAGACUGCCGUGCCAGUGUGGUCGUUGUAGGGAGAGAAUCUCUAUCGCAUCUGGCUUCAACCAAAGCUUCGGAACCAUUGCCUACAAUAACUUCGUCCAGCAUUCUAUAUGUGGUCUUUACAUCUGGUAGUACAGGGACUCCCAAAGGUGUUGUCGUGACGCACAGAAAUAUCAGUAGUGCAAUCAAACACCAACAACAUAUCCUCGGGUUCACGCCUAAUAGCAGGGUCUUCGAUUUCAUCUCGUAUGCCUUUGAUAUGGCCUGGUUUAACUUUAUUCAUGCGAUGUAUAAAGGCAGCUGUUUAUGCAUUGCUUCGGACGAGGAACGAAUGAACGAUCCUGCAGGCUGUAUUGAACGGUAUCAAAUAACUUACGCGCUUUUUACUCCCACUCUAGCACGUAUAAUUGGAAAAGCCAUGCUGUCAAAACUUGAAGUGCUAGCCCUUGCAGGCGAGCCAGUCUUGUCCUCAGACUUUAGUCUCUGUGAAGAUGGAAAGACGGUUGUCGUCUACGGGCCUGCUGAGUGUACACCUGGCUCUACAGUUGCAGUUGCAGUUCCUGACAAUGUAUCGGCUGGAGCAACCAUAGGCAACGGUUACGGAGUGAAUACUUGGUUGGUGGAUCCUGACGACGAAGACAAGCUGGUAUCGAUCGGAGAAGUUGGAGAGCUAUGGUUGGAAGGUCCUCUCCUCGGUCAGGGUUAUCUGAACGACUCAGAAAAGACAGAAAAGCUCUUUAUUCAAGAUCCUUCUUGGCUAGGAUUAGGUGGACUUCAGCAUCACGAGCAGCGUGGUCGCCGCUUUUAUAAGACAGGAGAUUUGGUGCGAUAUAACUCAGAUGGAAGUCUGAUGUUCGUCGGACGCAAAGAUAUGCAGGUCAAGAUCCGAGGCCAGCGCGUGGAGCUCAGUGAGGUCGAACAUCAUAUGCGCAGCGCACUUCAGAGGCAAGACGAGACUCACAGUAUCAUCUCUUCACAAGUACAAGCCUUGGCCGAAGUUAUCAGAACGAACAAGGGUCAGACUUCGACCCUCGUCGCAUUCGUGUGCGUAACAAAUGACAAUCUAAACAACGAACAGCCCCAAGACAAGGCGUUGGAGCUCGCAGUCACGGCGAUCGAGCGAUAUCUCGUCGACAGAGUACCGACAUAUAUGGUUCCAGCUGCAUUCCUACCGCUAGAUAUCUUUCCAAUGACGGCCACAGGCAAAGCAGAUCGGCUCAAGCUUCGUGACUUGGGUGCCUCGAUGUAUGACAACUACACGAGUAUCCAGAACGUCCAUCAGAGGCACGUCUCCGCUUCGACGGACUUGCAACGAGUAAUCGUAGAGGUUUGGGCAGAAGUGCUCAAUGUUCCUUUUGACAAUAUUUCCAUCGAUGCACCAUUUCUGUCGCUGGGCGGCGACUCAAUCGCAGCAAUGCAGGUGGUGUCCCGUUGCAGGGCUAGGGACAUCUCUGUUACAGUUGGAGAUGUACUUCAGUCCAAGACGAUUGAGAAUUUGGCUGGACGGUGCAAGUCCAUGGCAGUCAACCGCGCACACGUUGCAGCCGAAGAGAGCCCCGACGGCCAGGCGUGGCUACUCUCCCCGAUCCAGCAACUGUUCUUUGACGCGCACCCUCAUGGGCUCAACCACUUCAACCAGAGCUUUGUAUUGCGGUUCACUGCGCCUGUUCCAGGAGCGGCCGUGAGAGCAGCUCUGGAUGCCGUGGUUCGAUGUCACCCGAUGUUGCGAGCCCGCUUUCGACAACGCGAUGACGGCCAGUGGGAGCAAGUCAUACCUGAUGCUGGAGCCGAACUACUCGCAUUUAAGCAUCACUCCGAGAUUGAGAGAACUGAGGUACGAGAACUUUCAAAGGCUAGAAAGGAGUCUCUAGACAUCUUUGAUGGACCUGUUUUUGCAGCAGAUCUCUUUUCCGUGAUCGGAGAGGACCAAAGUCUGUUGCUAACUGCACACCAUCUUGUCGUUGAUCUGGUCUCUUGGCGUAUCAUCUGGCAAAAUAUAGAACAGCACAUCCGAACCGGCACUCUACCAAGCCAAGAGCCUCUCUCAUUCCAGAGAUGGUGUAGGUUACAGCGGGAGAUAAGUUCUUCAUUGAGCCCAAGCAAAGUUCUUCCAGUGCCAGUUAGUACAUCUGAUUUUAGUUACUGGGGGGUUCCGCUGGCCGAAAAUGUGGAAGGCGACACUCAAAAUCACAUCGUGUCCUUGGGAGAAGCGACGACUGCUCUUAUAUUGAGCAAAAGCAAUGAGUGCUUCGCCUCUGAACCCGUUGAUCUGUUGCUAGCAGCACUCAUCUACUCGUUGCGCCAAACCUUUCCGGACCGCGAAAGCCCUCCCGUUUUUGUCGAAGGUCACGGCAGAGAGGCCUUGGACGACUUUGAAGCUGACCUGUCUGAGACUGUGGGAUGGUUUACGACUCUCCAUCCUGUACAAAUCCCUGGGACACUUGAAGAUGGGAUCCUGGACACGGUGAAAUUUACCAAGGAUGCUCGAAGUGUCGUCCCAAACAAGGGACUUUCUUAUUUUUCCUGUCGCUAUCAGAGCGAUGCAGGUCAGCAGGCAUUCAGACAUCAUGACGGGGCAGAAAUCACCUUUAACUAUAUGGGACGAUACCAGCAACUAGAGAAUACUAAUGCUUUGUUCAAGUUAGAGAAUAGAGCCAACAGGAUUGCUGAUAACUCGGACGUUUCACUCAAAGCGCGGCGUCUGGCGCUAAUUGAGGUCAAUGCUGGGGUGGAAGGCGACAAAAUGGUCAUAUCCAUUGCUAUCCAUAAACUGAUGCGCCAUCAAAAUCGCCUUGCAGACUGGAUUAGGUUGUUUGAGGAGACAUUGAACACUGCGGCAUAUGAUCUAUCUAAAGCCACCCGAACCUUCACUCUGAACGACUUCCCUUUGCUGAAGACAACAUAUAGGGGCUUAGAUCUACUCUUAAAUGAGCAACUCUCGGCAGUGGGAAUUAGCGUUGACAACGUCCAAGACAUUUAUCCGUGUACGCCAGUCCAAGAAGGUAUGCUUCUCACUCGAAACAAAGCGGCGGCUUCUUAUGAAAACUAUUGGGUAUGGGAAUGUUGUUUGAGCAACAACAAUUUUUUGAAUGCCGGGGCCUUCCCUCAGAGACUUGAGGCCGCGUGGCGAGCAGUUGUAUCCCAGCAUCCAAUACUUUCAACCGUUUUCGUUGAAGACGUGGACAAUGGAGGCUUUAUACAAGUUGUGCUCCGAAACUCACCAGCAAGAGUAAUCCACCUCCACCCGAAACUUGCAUCUGCAUCUGCCGCAAAACCCUUGCUGGAGAUGGAGAGGCCUCGCUUCUCUUCCCGUGAACCCGAGUGUCAAUUCACAAUUUCUAGAGGUGCAAACGAGGACUUUGCUUGUCGAGUCGACAUCAGCCAUACGCUCAUGGAUGCAACAUCUAUGCAGUUGCUUCUCCAGGAUCUCAACAGGGAACUCAGCGGCCACAGCGCAGUAGCCGCCCCUCCAUUCAGAGAUCUGGUCCAGCACUUGAGUGGUGUAUCUAAGUCUGAGCGACUGUCGUUCUGGUUAGCGUAUUUAAACGACGUCGAGCCUUGUGAGAUUCCUGUAUUUGGACCUUCUGGGAAGCUGACAGACCGCUCGUACGGUAUGCUCAAACUGCCGGCCCAGGCCAGCGCAGGAGUUGCCGCGAUUUGUAGACAUCACGGAAUCACUCGCUCUAUUUUUCUACAAAUAGUCUGGGCAUUUGUUCUCUCGCAGUGUACUGGCAAGCACGAAGUUUGCUUUGCGUAUAUGGCUUCUGGAAGAGAUGCACCAAUCAUUGGCAUUGAGAGGAUGGUUGGGCCCCUGAUCAAUAUGCUUAUUAGCCGCGUUGACGUGCGCAAACCACUUAGUGAUAUGCUGCGCAAAGCUGCCGAGGAUACGAUAGAGCACCUCAAGUUUCAGCAUAAUUCGUUAGCUGAGAUACAGCACCAGCUGCAACUCGGUCCUAGUCAACUCUUCAACACGGCAUUGACAGUUCACGACUCGUCUUCAAGCAAUGGCCAAACUGAUAUGGUGACUUUCAACGAAAUCAGUAGCGAUGAUCAACAUGAGUUUGCUGCGCUCCUCGGCGUAGACCUGAAUGGACCAAACACGGAUAUCAUGCUCAGCUACCAAACAGAUCUGAUCGGCCUAACUGAAGCCGAGCACAUCUUGCAUACAGUUCAUAUGGCGAUCCAGUAUCUUCAAAGCCAUAUGACCAAUGAAACUCAACAAUCAUCAUCAAUUCGUGGCCCAAGCGUGUCCUGGCAACAAAAUGGAGAAAGUACUCAAGAUUCCUUCAACCAUCAAAGUUUCUUUGAAUUUUUCGCUGGGGUCGACGAAGAAAGCGCAACACAAUUCUGGCAAACCUACUUGCAUGACUCAAAAGCACAGAGUUUUCCUAUUAGAAGCGGGAUUUCUGUCGAGGGUACCAGCCACCUGCAGCUUGCGAGCUUUGACCACGCUAUACAUGAUCUCCGAUGGAACGAUCUCGACACCUCGCCAACAUACCUCAUAUACUUGGCUUGGGCAGUUCUUGCUGCUCGUUAUACAGAAUCCAAUGAAGUUAUCUUUGCAUCACCUAUCACUCCACGAUAUUCCUUGCAAGGCAAGACUGGACAAUCCUCCCCGGACACGGUGCUACCAGUCCGCCUUGUUCUGGAUUGGGAAGCCACUGUGAAGAAGUCUCUGGACGUGGUAGGUACUGUAUCUAAAGAUGUGGCUAACUUUGGGAGGAUCGGAAUGCAACGUAUCCGCACAAUUACUGGAGGCGAGCAUACAGCCGCUGGAUUCCAGACGGUUCUAGAUGUCGUCCAGCUUGGAGAAAGGAGUCGCCUCGCCCCAACAAGCGAAGAGAAUAUGGAGCUGUCGCUCAGACUAGAAUUUAGACUCGAAGGUGAUGGCAUGAGGCUAGCUAUCUGGUCGCACAAAGCAGCUAUUGAUCAUCGACAAGUCAAGAGGAUGGCAGUGCAGUUUGAGCAUAUCCUUGGACAAAUCUGCUCGCCGCAAAACCAAGGAAAGAGGCUUGGGGCUGUCGAAACGAUUAGCAAGCAAGACUUGCGUGAUAUUUGGAGGUGGAAUUUAACUAUGCUAGAGCCUUUCGAUGUCUGUGUUCACGAGUUGAUCGCCAAGGUAGUGCGGCUUCAACCAAACGCGCCAGCCAUCUGCGCUUGGGACGGGAGCCUGACAUAUAAGCAGUUGGGCGAGCUUUCAAAUCGUCUGUGCUAUCAUCUUAUUGAGCUUGGCCUGGGUAUAGGCCAGAUUGUGCCCAUUUGCAUUGAGAAAUCAAUGUGGGCAUCGGUGGCGAUCCUGGCGGUUAUGAAGGCUGGCGGAGUAAGUUUGGCCUUGGAUGUGACUCAACCUAAGGCGCGGCUUGAAGCCAUUGUUAGACAAGUCAGCCCCAUGAUCAUGAUUUCGUCAGCUGCCAACGAAAUGCUGGCCCAUGAACUAGAAUCAGAUGCCACCAUCGUGGCUGCAUCUGAAGAACAGCUUAGCCGCAUACCACCGCCGUCCCCAGACCUAAAGUUGCCCAUCGUCGAUCCGAGCGAUGCCUUGUAUAUGGUAUUUACAUCUGGAAGCACUGGAAUACCAAAAGGUGUCAUGAUUGCACAUCGCAACUUUAGCAGCGCAAUAAAGUAUCAACAGGAAGCACUGAGAUUCACUCCCGAGUCUCGCGUGUUCGACUUUGCUUCGCAAGCUUUCGACUUAUCCUGGUAUAAUCUGCUCCAUACCUUGACUUCUGGGGCAUGUCUCUGUGUUGCCUCGGAAUCAGAACGACGAGACGAUGUGGCAGGCUGCAUCAAGCGCUACAACAUGACAUAUGCUCAGCUCACACCAACCCUCGCCCGCGUGCUAGGCCGUGCCGCCCUGUCGGGGCUGAACACUUUGGUACUUGCGGGAGAGGCUGUGCUGCCAACAGAUGUAAACCUCUGUGGACCUGAUACGCAUGCCAUCAAUGUUUAUGGCCCCGCUGAGUGUACGCCUUGCUCAACGAUCGGAGACUUGAAGAAGGAUGGCCCUGUCAUUGGCAAUGGACUCGGAUUGCGAACGUGGAUCGUGGAUCCUGUCGACGGGCGUAAACUGAUGCCAAUUGGUGUCGUUGGUGAACUUUGGUUGGAAGGGCCUCUUGUCGGCCAAGGCUACGCCAACGACCCUGAUGCAACAAUGGCAGCAUUUGUUGAGGAUCCCCCCUGGCUCCUUCACGGGGGGCCUUCGAGUUCAGGACGGAGUGGUCGUCUGUAUAAGACAGGUGACCUUGUACGCUACGAUGCGGAUGGACUUCUGAUCUUUGUUGGGCGCAAGGACACCCAAGUCAAGAUCCGAGGUCAACGAGUCGAGCUAAGUGAAGUAGAGCAUCACGUGCGGAACACCCUCGUGGACGGACAAGAUACUCGAUCGGCACAGAUCAUAGCUGAAGUCGUUGUGCCAGAAGGAAGCGAGAAUCCGACUCUUGUGGUCUUUGUCAGCUUAAGUGGCAGUGAUGGCACUCCCGUCACUGACAAGGACCUUCUAGAUCGCACGGUUGGCCGUAUGACAGCCGGAAUUGAUUCUAGUCUGAGCGACAAGGUGCUUAUUUAUAUGAUUCCGUCCGCCUAUAUCCCAAUUGAAACUGUACCAGCAACGGUAACAGGCAAGACUGAUAGACGAAAGCUGCGUCAGCUCGGGGCAUCGUUUACAGCGCAGCAGCUGAGCAAUCUGGCAUUAUCACAUAUCAAACAACAACAGGUGGAAACAGUGACUGAAAAACAACUUCAAACUCUCUGGUCCACUAUCUUGAACAUAGAUAGUGCUAGGAUCGGUGUCAAUGAUAGUUUCCUGCGGCUUGGUGGUGACUCGAUUGGAGCGAUGAGGCUCGUCGCUGCUGCACGCAAUGAAGGACUGUUACUCUCAGUUGCGGACAUAUUCCAGAACCCAACGAUUGGUGCCCUCUCAAAAGUUUUGGAAGGGCAGCAGGCGAAGGAUAUCACUCCUGAUGAAGUCAUCCCCGCCUUCUCCUUGCUCUCUCCGCCCCAAGAAGCAGACCUUGUACGAAUGCAAGUCGCAGCACUUUGUGGAACCAGCCACGAUGUGGUCGAGGAUGCAUUUCCAUGCACCCCCCUUCAGCAAGGGCUCUUAGCACUCACGGAGAAGCAUGCUGGUGAUUAUAUUGCGACUCUUGUUUUCGAGCUCCCAAGCGAUGUUGACAUCGCCCGAGUGUGUACCGCAUGGAGUCAAGUUGUUGCAAAUACACCCAUUCUACGAACUCGAAUCGUAAACUAUCCAGGAAAAGGCCUCGUACAAGUCGUUCUAAAAGAAGAGGUAGAAUGGACUACAGUGGAAGACCAUGGCGACUUGAACGAAUAUCUCAAGGACCCAGCCCGGCUACAUAUGGGUCUUGGUGUCAGUCUCAGUCGAUUCGGUGUUGUUCUUGGGGGCUUUAGCAAUAAACGCUAUCUAGUGUGGACUAUUCAUCAUGCUCUUUACGAUGGUUGGUCGUUACAAUUGCUCACCAAAGCUGCCGAGACGGCUUAUUUUCAUGGAUCGCCUCCAACACUGAGACCGUUUCAACCUUUCAUCAAGAGACUCGAGCAGAUUAGUCAAGAAGAGUAUUCUUCAUAUUGGAGUGACGAAUUCUCUGGCUCGGAAGCACAGCAGUUCCCGCAGCUUCCAUCCGCCAAUUACCACCCAAACCCACAAGAUACACUGCAGUACCAGGUGACAGACUUGAAUUGGUCAAGAAACAACUUCACCCCUCAGACCAUGCUACGAGGAGCGCUAUCCGUUGUCAUGGGGCAACUGAGCGACUCGCAAAAUGUAGUCUUUGGAGCAAUACUAUCAGGAAGACAGAGUUCUGUUCCAGGAAUUGAAGAGAUGGCAGGGCCUACUAUCUCAACUGUGCCCGUACGGGUGAAGCUGGACUGGGAGUCCGAUCUGGAGCAUACUUUAUAUGCUAUACAAGACCAGGCUGUGCGCAUGAUCCCAUAUGAGCAAGCCGGCCUGCAACGAAUAAGUAGGGUGAGCUCCGAGGCUGAGCAAGCCUGUCGAUUCCAAACUCUGUUAGUGGUGCAGCCUGCUCAAGAUGAGAUUGGUGGCAACAAGCUUUUUAUCCCCCAGGACCAGGAUGCUCUCAAAAGUGACAGUAUCGAAGUCGACCUCGGUGCUUCUCCCAACUAUGCCUUAAUAAUAGAGUGCCAACUUGAAAAGAACGGAGUUAGUAUCGAGUUGAGCUAUGAUCGCAACGUCAUCGGUAGUGUCGAGGUUCGCCGCAUGGCCGAACAGUUUGGCCAUGUCCUAAGACAAUUUUGCGAGAAGCAAGCGAUCAAUAAGACACUUGCGGAUAUAGAUAUGGUUACACCUCAAGACCUGAAAGAUAUAUGGAGGUGGAACGCAGCUGUGCCAGAGGUUUCUGCGGUCUGUGUCCACGACUGCUUGAACGAAAUGACGAAACUUCGGCCGCAAGCACCCGCAAUCUGUGCGUGGGAUGGAUCUCUGAGUUAUGCAGAGCUAUGGGAACUUUCCUCUUAUUAUGCACUACUGCUGGUAAGUCUCGGAGUUGGCCCUGGCGAUGUGGUGCCGCUCUAUUUUGAAAAGUCGAUGUGGACGCCUGUGGCGAUGCUGGCCGUCAUCAAAGCCGGUGGUGCUUUUGUCGCCGUAGACACGACACAGGCCACAUCUCGUCUGAAGACAAUUGUUGAGGAGAUCAAACCGAGAGUUGUACUGUCUUCUACAAAGAACAGAAAAAUAGCAAGUCAUUUGGGUAAGCACACGAUUUUGGUGGUGGAUAAAGAGCAUUCAAUGCAGUAUGAUAUCGCUCAAAAUUCUGUGUUACCCGCUGUCGAUCCUACCAGCACAAUGUACAUCAUUUUCACAUCCGGUAGCACUGGUCGACCCAAGGCGGUGGUUCUGGAACACCAAGCAGUGGCUACAAGCUGUCGCAGUUAUGGAAAAGUCAUGGGCCUGAGCCAGGACUCCAGGGUCCUACAAUUUGCAUCUUACGCGUUUGACGCAUGUAUCAUGGAGAUUUUCUCGACGUGGUUACAUGGUGGCUGCGUCUGUGUGCCAUCCGAAGACAACAGGAUUGCCGACCUGGCCAGAACAAUGGAGUCCAUGGCAGUCAACACAACCCUACUCACCCCUUCCGUUGCGCGGCUUCUGGAUCCUACGAAAGUGCCGACCCUGACGACCUUGAUAUUAGGAGCAGAAGCCCCGUGGGAGUCAGAUUAUGAGCGAUGGCGCGGACUGCCUAAACUCUUUAAUGCUUAUGGGCCUGCAGAGUGCGCCGUGAUUCACUCAGUCCGAACAUGGACAAAUAAGAAGUUGUCACCAAAAACGAUUGGGAGGGCAGUAGGAUCUUGUAGUUGGAUUGUCGACCAGAAAGAUCACACCAAGUUGGUUCCUAUUGGAACAGUAGGAGAGCUUCUGGUGGAGGGACCUAUUCUGGCCCGCGGGUAUUUGAACAACUCGGAGAGCACGGCACAAUCCUUUGUCCACGAUCCGGUAUGGCUGGUCCAGGGAGCUCCUGGUUACGAGGGGCGGCGUGGCCGUCUAUACAAGACUGGAGAUCUGGUUUAUUAUAACUCAGAUGGCUCUUUAGUCUUCGUCGCUCGCAAGGAUACGCAAGUCAAGGUUCGCGGCCAGCGCGUUGAACUCGGAGACGUUGAGCAUCAUGUCGAACAGGCACUCGUGCUUGAUACUCAACACGAUUUAGAGCCAAGCCCUCGUCCACAGGUGGUCGCUGAGGUUAUUCGUCCCCAAGCAAACAGUAACUCGAUGCUCGUCGUCUUCGUUGGCCAGAAUCUGCAUGGAAUUUCUGACAUUAAUGAGGACGCUUGGGCCAGGACUGUCAUGCGUAUGACAGCUGACAUUGAAAAGCGACUGGCAGACGAAGUGCCGUACUACAUGGUACCAACGGCUUAUAUACCAUUGCAAAGUAUUCCGAUUACAGGGACGGGUAAGACUAACAGAAAGAAGCUUCAAGAACUUGGAAUGGAGCUCACCCCGCAGCAACUCAGCGCGUUAACCUCGUCAUCUACUGGCUUGCGACCUGUAGAGACUGAAUUGCAGAGGCGACUCCAAGUUCUUUGGGCGACAGUUUUGGCCGUUGAUAGCAACAUUAUAGGCCUAGAAAGCAACUUCAUGCGUAUCGGUGGUGAUUCGAUCAGCGCCAUGCAAUUGGUUGGUGCUGGCCGUGAUCAAGGACUGUCAUUCUCAGUCGCCGACCUUUUCCGACAUCCAAGACUGGAAGAAUUCGCAACCACCGUGCAGACCGACGGUGCUGAAACUACUGGAAUGGAAGUCAUUCCAGCCUUCUCUCUCCUGAACUGCCGCAUGACCGAGCCAUUGAAAACCGAGGUGGCAGGUCUUUGCUCUGUCAACGCCAUGGACAUUGAAGACGUGUUGCCCUGCACGCCGCUUCAGCAAGGUUUGAUGGCGCUUACGGCAAAGCGAGCGGGCGAUUAUGUGGCAACAAUUGUCCGCAGGAUUCCUAAUAAUAUUGACCACAAGCGGUUACGUAAAGCAUGGAAGCACAUUGUUGCAGCUACUCCUAUACUACGGACGCGGUUAAUCGAUCUACCGGGACAUGGAAUUGUUCAAGUAGUAUUCAACGAAGAACUAGACUGGGUAACAAGUAACGAUCUGGAUCUAUAUCUGGAAGACGGUAGACAACGCGAAAUGGUUCUAGGAGCAUGCCUGAGUAAAUUCGCUGUUGCUUCCACCCAAGAUUCUAGCCAACACUACCUCGUGUGGACGAUUCACCAUGCUCUCUAUGACGGAUGGUCAAUGCAGCUCAUCCUUGACGCCGUGAAGAGAGCAUACCAGACUGGUGCUAACGAUUCGCUGAUUAUGCCAUUCACACCAAUGAUCAAGCAUGUGAUCGAUCUUGAUGACAACGCUGUGAAGGCAUUUUGGGAAAAACAGUUUGCAGGCUCUGAGGGACACUUGUUUCCAACUCUUCCAACAACAUCUUACCACCCUAAAUGUACGAAUCGAUUUUCUUCCAGUUUAGAAAAGCUUCAAUGGGGAACCAAUGAUAUCACGGCCUCUAACAUCAUUCGAACUGCCUGGGCAAUCCUAGUUUCGGGAUAUACUGGUUCUAAUGAUGUCGUUUUCGGGGCAACUGUCACAGGACGGCAGACGCCUCUUAUGGGGAUCGAGCGAAUGGCCGGGCCUACUAUUGCCACCGUUCCUGUAAGAGUGGUAUUAAACCCAAAUGAGACUCUGGAGGCCAAUCUCUACAACAUGCAGAUGCAAGCGGUAGAUAUGAUCCCUUUUGAGCAAACCGGACUUCAACGUAUCAGUCAGGUCAGUUUGGAGGCCAGCGAAGCCAGCCGUUUCCAAACUCUAUUGGUCGUACAACCCGUUGGGGAGGAUUCCAAAGAGUCCAGCCUCUUUCAAGCUGCAGAAGAUACUCCGGCAGACGGAGACAGUUUUAUAGAACACAACUCGACACUUACACAUGCCCUAGUUGUUGAAUGUUGUCUUGAGGCUGCCGGGGCUCGAUUUUAUUUUAACUAUGAUCCCAAUGUCGUCAGCCAAGUACAAGUUCAUCAAAUGUCAGGUCAACUACAACAUUUGGUUCGACAAGUCCUGACAGAGAGUAACAGAUCAAAGAGUCUGAACAGUCUCGAAGUCGUGAGCACACAGGAUUUAAGCAAGAUUUGGGCAUGGAACUCAACUUUUACCGAAUCUAACAACAUCAGCGUCCCUGAUCUACUCACGGGUGCGCCGCACUAUAAUGCAGAGGCGUCGGCAAUCGAUGCCUGGGAUGGGAAGCUGAAUUAUUCCGAAUUGGAUAAGCUCUCUACACGCUUGGCUUGUCAUCUGAUCAGCCUUGGAGUGGGUGCUGAUAUGCUGGUACCUCUGUGUUUUGAGAAAUCCGUCUGGACUCCAGUAGCGAUGCUAGCAGUAAUAAAAGCUGGCGCUGCAGCUGUGGGAAUGGAUGUCACUCAGCCUGAGACACGGCUCCAGACAAUUGUACAACAAACCCAACCGGUAAUGAUUCUCUCUUCAGCGGCAAACGAGGAACUCGCGCGGCGGCUGAGCAACAACUGCCGUAUUGUUGUCGUAAGUGAAGCCAGUCUGGACCUUUUAGGUUCUCAGCCUCAAACUCAGCUACCGCGUAUCGACCCUUCAGAUGCACUUUGUGCGAUCUUUACAUCUGGCAGCACCGGGAUGCCCAAGGGCGUUGUCCUAACGCACUCCAACUUUGCAACUGCCAUUCCUCACCAUGUUAAGACCUUUGACUUGAAGCCUACCAGUAGAGUCUACGACUUUGCUUCCUAUGCUUUCGACUUCUCCUGGUCGAACCUUCUCCUUACCUUAUACUCGGGAGGCUGCAUCUGCAUUCCGUCUGAAGACGAGCGAAGGAACGAAGUCGCUCAAUCAAUUCAGCGUUUCAAAGCGAAUUUUGCUUUCUUUACCCCUUCAGUUGCCCGUAUUCUGGACCCUGCUGCGUUGCCAACUCUUGAAACUCUAGUCGUCGGAGGAGAAGCUCUGAGUAGAACAGACUUCGUCUCGUGGCCAGACAGGAUCAAAAUAAUUAGUGUAUAUGGACCAACAGAAUGUACUGUAAUGGCUACAACUCUAGAGGUUCUACCAGGCCAGGAGCGUAAGAAUGGUUUGGGACGCGCUAUAGUGAGCACUACCUGGGUCGUUGAGCCCAACAAAGGCAUUUCAUUAGUGCCGAUUGGGGCAGUGGGUGAACUGUGGCUUGAAGGUCCCUUGGUCACGCGCGGCUAUCUGAAUGCCGCAGACAAGACAAACGAAACAUUCGUCCUCAACCCUUCCUGGUUGGUUGAAGGGAUUCCGGGCAAACCGGGAAGAGUGGGACGGCUGUUUAAGACGGGAGACUUGGUAAGAUGCAACCCUGAUGGCUCCUUGACAUUCGUGGGGCGCAAAGACACGCAAGUAAAGCUACGUGGUCAGCGUGUCGAAUUAGACGAAGUCGAACAUCAUGUUCGAGAAGCAAUAAUGGCGAAGAACACUGAUUUUGACAUUUGGGCUGGCGUACAGCUGAUUGCUGAAGUUAUUACCCCAGAAGGCAGCGAACAUUCUACCCUUGUGGUUUUCAUUCAUGCCGGUGAAGGCAGCGACAACUCCAAAGAUAUCCAGCACAUGACUGCGGGUAUAGAUGAGCAUCUUAGCCAGGUGGCGCCGGUUUACAUGACACCGACUGCCUACAUUCCGCUUGAUAACCUUCCCGUGACAGCUACUGGGAAGCUAGACCGGAGACAGUUGCGUAAGCUGGGUUCGACUCUAUAUCAUAGCCAUGUUGAAAUAAACAACAAUACUCAUCACCUGCCACCCUCCAACAGACUACAAAACACCAUUCAGGAAAUUUGGGCCGACGUUUUGAACCUUCCUCGAGCAAGUAUCUCGAUCGACGCGCCCUUCACAAAGAUUGGUGGCGAUUCAAUUACUGCUAUGCAGGUUGUGUCUCGAUGUCGUGCCAAGAACCUUUCCAUCACAGUCGGAGAUAUCCUCAGGGCCAGAACAAUUGAGAAGUUGGCGUUAUGCUGUCAGCCAGUCAGACAGGAGCGACUCGCACUGCAUCAGCAUGUAAAUGGACGCGCAUGGACUUUGUCGCCAGCACAGCAAAUGUUUUUCGAUGCUCACCCAGAGGGUCUGAAUCAUUUUAAUCAGAGCUUCAUAUUGAGACUUAUGAGGCCUAUUUCAGCUGCCGAGCUAGAGAUGGCAGUAAAGGCUGUCGUAUCCCGCCAUCCCAUGCUUCGCGUCCGCUUUCGGCAGGGCUUGAACGGAAAAUGGGAACAAAUUGUUCCCACAGAUGAAUCGACCGAAUCGAUGUUUACACAUCAUGACUCAUGUUCUCGAGAAGAAGCAAAGAUAGCCGCCGAUAGUCGCCAAGAAUCAUUGGACAUCGUCAACGGACCCCUUUUUACUGUUGAUUUGUUCUCUAUUCACGGUGAAGACCAGGCUGUCCUGCUCACCGCGCACCAUCUUAUCGUUGAUCUAGUGUUUCCUGAUAGAGAGGUCCCUCCAGUCUUCCUCGAAGGACACGGAAGAGAGCCCAUCGAUGAUAUCGAAGCGGAUCUUUCAGAAACAGUCGGGUGGUUUACAACUCUGCACCCUAUCCAGAUUCCAAACGCACACGGCUCCCUAUGUGAUACAGCCAAGUUCACAAAGGACAUUCGACGACAGAUUCCCGGCAAAGGACGACCAUACUUUGCCUACCACUACCACAGCAAGGAAAGUCUCGAGAUAGACCAAGUACAUCAAGCAGCCGAGAUCAUCCUCAAUUACACCGGCAAAUAUCAACAGUUGGAAAAUCCCAAUGCACUCUUCAAACCGGAAGACAGGGCGGCAAUUGCUCAUUUAGUGGACAUCUCCCCAGCAGCCCAUAGAUUUGCCUUGAUUGACGUCAGUGCAGACGUAGAUCAAGGAAGGUUGUCAAUCACGUUUCGGUACAAACAGCAGAUGAAACACCAAGCCAGGCUUCAGAAGUGGUUACAGAUUUUCGAGCAAACCUUGAAGCAGCUUGCUCAUAACUUGGCCAAGAAGGCAAUGGAGUUCACUCUGAGUGAUUUCUCUCUUCUAAGCAUAUCUUAUCAAGGUCUUGACGUUCUCUUCCAGAAUAGACUCCCCGCUCUGGGUGUGAGCGCUGAAGAUGUGCAGGACAUCUAUCCCUGCACAGCUGUUCAGGAAGGAAUUCUCCUUAGUACAAGAAAGGGUGCGGCUUCAUACGCAAACUACUGGGUUUGGAACUGCGUCUCGUCAAUUGAGGACAAACCCUCGCCAUUGAGACUUGAAGAAGCCUGGAGAACUGUAGCUCGAAAACAUCCUAUACUUUCCACGAUUCUAGUUGAGCAUCCAGAUACUGGUGGCUUCAUACAGGUUGUGCGAGGUGGUCUUCGUCAUCGCGUCAAUCACUUAUCCACGGCCGCGAACAAUCCUGCUGAUGUUCUCUUUGAGCAACCAGACGUAUCAUAUCAUCCUGGCGAGCCCUUGCAUACUUUCACGAUUUGCCAUGGAGCAGACAACAGUGUUGCUUGUAGGUUAGAUAUUAACCAUGUGCUUAUGGAUGCUGCAUCCAUGCAAAUACUUCUGGACGACCUCACAAGAUCCUAUCAUGGUUAUCAACUAGAAGAAGCCCCGUCAUUCCGCGACCUUGUUCAGAGUCUCGGGAGUGUAGCCAAGGCUGAGAGGCUCCAGUACUGGACCAGAUUCCUCGGACGGGUUUCGCCAUGCAAAUUCUCCAAUAUUAUGCCAGUUGAUCCAGCUUCACAUACUGGCUCCCACAAUGUUGUCAAUCUGCCCCUUGAGUCGACGGCUGGAAUUGAAAAGUUCUGCAAAUCAAAUGGCAUCACUCGCUCGGUCUUCUUGCAGGUUGCCUGGGCUUUGGUGUUAUGGCACUAUACUGGAAUGCGUGAGAUUUGCUUUGGAUAUAUGGCAUCUGGGCGAGAUGCCCCAAUCGCUAACAUUGACAAAAUGAUCGGACCUCUAAUCAAUAUCCUUAUCAGCAGAAUUGAUUUGCGUUUGUCUCUUGAUAAAGCUUUAGUAGCUACAUCUGAUCAGUCUAUUGAGCAUUUGGAUUAUCAACAUGCUUCACUUGCGGAGAUUCAGCACGAGCUGGGCAUUGGAUCUCAGCAACUUUUCAACACGGCCAUCACAGUGAGAGAAGGCACCAGUUCGAAGAACAGAAGUCUGGGUACGGUUGAGUUCCAAGAGGUCCAUAGUGACGACCCACAUGAGUUUGAUGUGAUUCUCGGGGCAAGUCUAUAUGGGGCCGACACAGCGGUUAGCAUCAGUUAUCAGACGUCAUGUCUUGGGGCGGCUGGUGCUGAAGAGUUGUGCUCUAUUCUCGUCAAAGCCAUUGACUUUAUUCAAAGCAGCAACACAGUUUCAGAGUCUAAUUUUCAGACUCCGACGGCUACUAAUACGGAAUUCCCAUCGACAGACCGUGUUGGUGCGACAGCUGGAGAUACGACAGCCGAUUCGCAACCAUUGCACAGAGCGUUCUUCGAGUAUACUGCUGGUGUCGAUGAAGAUCUAGCGAUGAACUACUGGAAGACCAAAUUCAAAGACUUCCGUGGACAGACCUUCCCGACGAUUUACCCAUCUGCUCAAGCGCAGCGUCACCGCAGAGAAUCUCUCACACACUUCAUUGAGAGCUUGCCCUGGAAUAGUUCAGUGUCAUCUGCGACCGUAAUCCAUACGGCUUGGUCAAUUCUAGUCUCUAAGCUUACCGCGAGCAGUGAGGUUGUCUUCGGUGUCUUACGUCACGAUCGCAUGUCUGUGGCAAGUGGCGUGGCUGUGCCAGUUGGAGUAGCCUUAAACUGGGAACUCACCGUGGCAGAAGUAUUGGAAGGUCUGGAACGACAAACAAAGGAGAGCCUUCCUUUCGAGGGCGUCGGACUGAAUCUUAUCCGUCAAGCGUGUGUCGCGGCUGAGGAGUCUUGUCAGUUCAAGACUCUUUUGGUGAUGCAUGACUCAGCCAACAGAGAUGCUGCUGCCGUGUACAACAAAUCGACGGGAUAUCCCUUUGAAGUAGAAUUCCAGCCACAAGAAUCUGGUCUAAUCAUUGAAUUCAGCUUCAGUCUAGAAGCACUACAGUCUGUGGAAGUGCGUCGGAUAGCUCAUCAGCUUGAGCACAUUCUGAGACAGCUUUGCAAUGCGGAUAAUAAUACCAAGGCCUUACGGCAAAUACAAGCCAUUGGCCAAGAUGACCUUCAAAGCAUUUGGGAAUGGAAUUCCGCGUUGCCAGAGGCCGUCGACCUUUGUGUCCAUGACCAGAUUUCCUCUUCAGCCCAUCAACGGCCAACGGCAACUGCUGUUUAUGCUUGGGAUGGUCAGUUAACCUACACGCAACUUGAUGAGCUCUCUAAUCAACUCGCUCGCUACCUGGUCAGCAUCGGGGUGAAGUCUAGCGUCAUCGUACCCCUGUGUUUUGAAAAGUCGAUGUGGACUUCAGUCGCUAUGCUGGCAGUGAUGAAAGCAGGCGGAGCGUCUGUAGCUUUAGAUAUAACACAGCCCAGGGCACGGCUCAAAACGAUUGUGGAUCAAGUGAAACCUAUUGUCAUUCUAUCAUCAACAAAGAAUAAGGAUCUGUCCUACGCGUUGGGUGUCUGCGAGGUGGUGCUUGUGAGCAAGGAGGAGCUAGCCAAGUUACCAUCUAGCCUUUCAUGCCUCGGCCUACCAACGAUCAGCCCUGACAACACCUUGUACAUUGUCUUCACCUCCGGAAGCACCGGUACGCCAAAAGGAGUUAUCUACACGCAUAGGAACUUCAGCAGCGCUAUCAAAUAUCAGCAGGAGGCACUUAGAGUCACCUCGAGUUGCAGAGUAUUUGACUUUGCAUCAUAUGCGUUCGAUAUAGCUUGGUGUAACUUUAUACACACCAUGGUUGCUGGUGGCUGCCUAUGUGUCCCAUCCGAGGAUGAUCGAAAGCAAAACAUCACCGCUUCAAUGGCCAAGCUCGGCGUGACAUAUGCUCACUUGACCCCUACAGUCGCCCGUAUGAUCAACGUUGAUGAAGUGCCCGACUUGGACAUUAUGUGCUACAGUGGCGAGGCUCUUCAUUUAGCAGAUCUUCCCAAAGAAAGAAAGUUGAAGAGCCUUGUCAACGUAUAUGGGCCUGCAGAAACAAAUAUUGUGACGACGGAAUCAGUAGAUCCAUACACCGUUUCAGAGCCGAGCAUUGGCAAGGGCGCCGGGGCGAACACUUGGGUUGUAGAUCCAGACAACCCCGAUCAGCUAAGUGUAAUUGGUGCAGUAGGAGAACUUUGGCUAGAAGGCCCUCUAGUCGGGCAAGGAUACCUGAGCGAUGCGGAGAGAACCAGCAAGGUCUUUGUUGAGAACCCUUCCUGGCUUACGCGUGGUAACGGGCCUCGUUGCCCCGGAAGACAAGGCCGUCUCUACAAAACUGGUGAUCUAGUACGUUAUAAUCCGGAUGGGUCUUUGGCAUUUAUCGGCAGGAAAGAUACUCAGGUGAAGAUACGUGGCCAGCGUGUUGAGCUCGAUGAAAUAGAGCUUCAUGUCCAGAACACGUUGAAACAUGAUGAUACGGUCGGCCAGACUCAAGUUGUGGCAGAAGUCAUCACUACACCAGAAACCAGUAACCAAACUCUGGUUGCUUUCGUCUGUAUGGCGACGGUCGACGCUGAGCCUACGGACGAGCAAUCAUGCAACCAAGCUGUUUGGCGGGCAACCGCUGGUAUCGAAGAGAGGCUGGCCAGCAAAGUCCCGAUAUACAUGAUCCCUACGGCGUACGUCCCAAUGAGAAGUAUUCCGAUGACUGCUACCGGUAAAACGGACCGGCGACGACUGAGGGAGCUAGCGAUGGAACUAAGCCAACGACAACAACUGACGACUGUGGGCUUCACUCGCGAAUCCGUGUUACCAAUGGAGACGGAAAUGGAACGCAAACUACAGCAGCUAUGGGCAGAUGUAUUGAGUAUCAAUGUCGACAGCAUUAGUGCCGAUGACAGCUUCUUACGUAUCGGCGGUGACUCGAUCGGGGUCAUGAAGCUGGUUGCUGCCGCUCGUCAACAGAGCCUCUCACUUUCUGUCGCCGAUGUAUUUCGACAUCCUAGAUUGAGAGAGCUGGCAAAGCAAAUUGAGUUGGACGAUCCUGUUACUCAAGAACACAUCCCCGUAUUUUCACUUUUGAAACCAGGAACCGUGGAAAAAAAGGUACGUGCUGACGUUGUUGGCCUCUGUCGCGUUAGUCUUCACGAGGUGGAAGAUGUGCUGCCGUGCACUCCACUCCAGGAAGGGUUGCUCGCCCUCACAGCAAGGCGUCCAGGCGACUAUGUAGCCGUUGUGGUGCUCGAACUUCAAGAGAAUGUUGACCUUGGGUUAUUCCGCCAAUCGUGGCAGCAAGUAAUUGCAGCUACACCCAUAUUACGAACACGGCUAGUCGACCUGCCUGGACAGGGUUUCGUACAGGCUGUAUUGCGUGAGGCAAUGGACUUUGUGCUCGUUGACAAUCUCGAUUCUUACCUCGGGGAAAAUGUCGGACAACAGAUGGGUGUUGGGACUCGCCUUUGCCAGUUAGCCGUCGCCACUGAUCAGGAUGACGGACGUCGCCAUUUCAUCUUGACCAUUCAUCAUGCUUUAUAUGAUGGCUGGUCGUUGAAACUCAUAUUCAAGGCUGCGCAAGAUCUGUACAUGAAGGCUCCCAUGCCGACUAUGAUUCCAUUUGCAUCAAUGGUUAAAUACAUGGCUGGUAUCGACCAGGAAUCCGCCAUGACAUUCUGGAAGGAAGAAUUUCUCGAUUCAGGGGCUUCUCAAUUCCCGGUGUUACCUUCAGCAACUUACCACCCUCGCUCUACCAAUCAACUAUCAUUGGCCAUUAAAGGUCUUGAAUGGGCGGGCAGUGACUUCACCGCCUCCAAUCUCAUACGCACAGCUUGGUCGAUCCUGGUGGCUAGCUAUACUGGCGAUACUGAUGUUGUCUUUGGGGCGGUUGUCACAGGGCGCCAAGCUUCAGUCUCGGGAAUCGAGCACAUCGUAGGGCCUACAAUUGCUACCGUACCGGUUCGAGUGCCUGUGAACCGGCAGGUAGCCUUGGAACAAUUACUCGAUGUCGUGCAAGCAAAGGCUGUAAAUAUGAUUCCAUUCGAGCAGACUGGUUUACAACGAAUUCGUCAGGCCAGCCUAGAAGCAGAGGAAGCCUGCCGUUUCCAGACUCUACUAGUAGUGCAGCCAACGGGGGAUGAUCAUGACUUCGGAGACGGUCAUCUUUUCCAACAGCAUACUGCGUCGGCCAACCCAGACGGAGAGUCGGGCUAUAAUGCAUUACUUACAUAUGCACUCGUACUAGAGUGCCAUUUGAGUACGACGGGGAUGUCGUUACAUGUCGGAUAUGAUCCGCAUGUUCUGGAUGACGAGCACGUACGUCAAAUUGCCAAACAAUUCGACCAUAUUCUACACCAAGUGUGCCUAAAGGAGAACCAAGCUAAAAGCCUUGGAGAAAUCUCAACAAUUAGUAGUGAGGACCUCGAUCAAAUAUGGAAGUGGAAUGCGGAUGCCCUGCAAGCAGUUGAGACUCCCGCUCAUGACUUAUUCGCCAAGUUAGCACUUCGCCAGCCAGAUGCAUCCGCUGUAUGUGCUUGGGACGGUGAUUUGACCUAUGGACAACUUGAUGAUUUGUCCACACGCUUAGCACAUUAUCUCAUUGAACGAGGUAUAGGGCCAAACACCACGGUUCCGCUAUGCUUUGAGAAAUCCAUGUGGACUCCUGUAGCGAUGAUGGCUGUGAUGCGAACGGGUGCGACAUCUGUUGCUGUCGAUGUCUCCCAGCCUGAGGAACGUCUUCACACAAUCAUACAACAGGUUUCGCCUACAAUAAUACUAGCAUCAGAAAUGAACGAGGGUUUAGCAACUAAGCUUGGUAAAGGAAGAUGCCCUAUCGUCGUGGUGAGCAACAAGAGAAUGCUGCUCUACCCUCUUCGACCCGACAUCACAUUCCCAGAAAUAAACUUGGCGAGCCCGCUUGCUAUUAUUUUCACUUCGGGCAGCACAGGAAAACCCAAAGGUGUAAUUUUGACCUAUUCAAAUGUAGCAACUGCUAUGAAGCACCACGUCAAAGCCUUUCAUAUUGGCCUAGAUAGCCGCGUUUACGACUUUGCCUCUUACAGCUUUGAUUUUGCCUGGUCUAACCUAUUGCUUCCGCUCUCUGUUGGCGGUUGUGUUUGUGUUCCCUCUGAAGAACAACGAAAGAAUGAUCUUGGCCAGUCUAUCAAUGACAUGGCGGCAACUUUUGUGUUCCUAACUACAUCUGUUGCUCGAGUUCUUGACCCUUCACGGCUACAAUUGCUGCGUACGAUUGCCAUUGGAGGUGAAGCAUCCCAAAAGGCCGACUUUGAGAGGUGGCCUGAUUCCCUUAGGCUCUUGCACGUUUACGGCCCGACGGAGUGCACAGUCAUAGCAACCUGUGGUGAGAUUCGAGCAGGGCAGGAAAAUACCGAAAGUAUUGGUUGGGGAGUGGGCACCACAACCUGGGUAGUGCAACCAACAAAUAACGACUACCUAUCACCUGUCGGUGCAGUAGGAGAACUUUGGUUAGAGGGGCCUCUUGUCUCGCCUGGCUAUCUUAACGAACCAGAGAAGACAGCUUUGUCUUUCACCAACGACGUGCCUUGGUUGUUACGCGGCGGACCAAACUGCUGUGGACGCCGCGGUAGGCUCUACAGAACUGGGGAUCUGGUACGAUACAAUCCAGAUGGAUCUCUAGUGUUCGUCGGACGCAAAGAUACACAAGUCAAGAUCAGAGGUCAGCGAGUCGAACUUGCUGAGGUGGAGGACACUGUUCGGCGGACAUUGAUCGAAACGAGUGAAUUGGCCCGCAUACAAGUGGUGGCAGAGGUCAUCACGCCACAAGAAAGCUCCCAUCCCACUCUCGUAGUCUUCAUAUGCGAGAAAAACGAUGGCUCUCUCAGCCAGACGAUACACAACAUCGACAUUCAAGCUACCAUAGAAGGCCACCUAGCCGUGAAGUUGCCAAGAUACAUGAUUCCAACAGCAUACAUACCUCUCGAAACUCUGCCAAUGACAGUUACUGGAAAAGCAGAUCGUCGAAAGUUACGGGAAAUUGGCAGCUCACUGAGCUUGGAGCAACUAACAAGGUCCAAAUCAUCGGUGAGACAGAGUCGAUUGCCAGAGACAGAUACGGAGAGAUGGUUGCAUGACGCUUGGGCAACAAUACUGGGUCGUGAUCCAUCAACAAUAGGUAUUGAUGAUCACUUCUUCCACGCUGGUGGCGAUUCCAUUCACUGCAUGCGUUUGGUACUCUCUGCCCGAGAGCAGGCUUACGAUCUGAAAGUCGUUGACAUAUUCCGACACCCAAUCCUUGCUGAUCUGGCCCGGCAUUGCGAAGAGUUACAUGCGGAGACAAGAAUUUCUGACCCGCUGCCGUUUGCGUCGCUCGAUGUAGGUGAUGUCGAUAGUUUCAUCGGGAUGAACAUAUCGCCUCUCAUACAAGAGCACCAUUCCAAGAUUUCCAACAUCCUUCCUGUGUCCGAUUUUCAAGCAGCCUGUAUUGAAAGUGCACUGCAACCCGAUUACAGCGGUUGGUUCCAUUUUUACCUGGACUUCCCAGAGUCUGUUGAUACAGAGAGGUUGAGGAAUAGCUGUCUGCAGCUUACCGAGCAUUUCGAUAUUCUUCGCACCGUGUUUAUUCGAUUAGACACGGAGUUACUACAGGUUGUCUUGGAAGGUCUUCGCCCGUGCAUAGACUUAUAUGAAUCAUGCGAUCUGAACAUUGAAUCUCUGUUCGAACAAGUCUGCGUCGAAGCGAUGAAACAUCCUGCUGUUCUCGGGACGCCAUUUCUACGCUUCAUCUUUCUGAGAGGUUUUAAUAACUCUUUUCGUCUUGUUCUCCAACUUUCGCAUGCCCAAUACGAUGGCCUCAGCCUUCCGCAAGUCAUGGCUGCAUUAACCGCAUUCUACAAUGGGCAAACACUCCCGAAGGCGCGCAGUUUCUCAAACUAUAUUGCGCAUGUGAGAUCCCAGUCUCAGGGUGAUGACUCCCGCAAUUUUUGGCGGACUCUUUUGCAUGGAUCCAAAAUGACCAUGUUGUCGAGAAAGAGAGAGUCAGCCACAUUGCGUCAAGAGACUUCGAGCAUUCGAUUAGAAAGGACGAUGCCGGCGUUGCAAUCGCGUGAUGGAGCCACUCCGGCGACUAUUUUCACAGCCUCAUGUGCUAUCAUGCUAAGCCGGAUUGUUGGAGUUAACGACGUUGUGUUUGGACGCCUUGUCUCGGGGCGAGCAGGUCUGUCUCCUGACUUACAAGAUCUUGUCGGGCCAUGCAUAAACACCGUUCCUGUGCGAGUCAGUGUGGAUUCCAAGUUGACAAUAGAUGAUGCCAUGCUUGCUACUCUCCAAAAACAAAUCGUCGAUGCCACUCCAUACGACGCCGCGAGCUUCCAUGACAUCGCUCAGCAUUGUACAGACUGGGAUGAAGCUACAAGCACCUUCCAAGUAACAACUCAUUUCCGAAACAUCGAUGAGAGCCCAGGUGCAGAUCUUGCAGGAAGCACUCAUCAUCUGGGCUAUUUUGACAGGAAGGAUUUGCCGCCCGACUUUAGAGGGAUCGACAUCGGUGCAGUGCCCGUGCAUGGCGGCAUGAACUUGGUUGUAGUUGCAAACUCUAGAUAUUGGGACUUUGAAACUAUUUCGCAAGUUCAGGAAGUUUUGUGUGAUAUCUUAGGGUUAUUUCUAGAGGCUUAG
Clonostachys solani is the source of this 32271-nucleotide messenger RNA. The record is from the annotation of a GenBank genome assembly. Lineage: Eukaryota; Fungi; Ascomycota; Sordariomycetes; Hypocreales; Bionectriaceae.